AUGUGUAGGGAAGAGAUACGUCUGGCAGAGGAAGACAAAGUGUAUGAAGAAGGUGAUUUUAUUUCCUUUGACAAGGCAGUUCUUCAAUGCAUUCUUCAUAUCACAGAUGAUGAUUCAGAUGAUGAUGAUGAUGAUGAUCAGAAAACCUUUUCAGCAGAUUUCAAGCUGCUACAAGAGGAGGUUUCCCGGAACAUAAAAUCGGCCGAGCUCUCAAAGGACAUGCAGGGUGUUGUGUUCUCCAACCUCCUGGCCGUGCUUAGGGACCGCGAGGCUCUUCAGGACCGCAAGGCUCUCCAGGACCUCAUGGACAAGCUUGAACAGGAACCCUUUGGUCAUUUGGAUGGCCCUGGUGGCACCAUCCUAACUGAACUGCGAAAGGACUCCCGCUAUCCAGAGGUUGGCUCAAAGUGCCUCAUCCUUUACCUGCUUGAAGCCUUAAUGGUGCUGAGUGACAUCCAACAUGUUCUGCUGGCUCAGUCCAUGGAGAAGAGGAUCCUCCUUCCGCAGAGGGACCUGGUAAGGAGCAUCCUGGAGCCCAACUUCAACUGCUCUGAGAACACUCCCUUUACCCUCCAGCCUGAGCUCCUGGCCCCACUCCAGGGGGAGGGCUUGGCCAUUACCUAUGGGCUGCUGGACGAGUGUGGCCUGGAGAUGGAGCUGAACAGCCCCAGGUCUACCUGGGACCCGAGAGCCAAGGAGCCCCUGUCUGCCCUCUAUGGGGCCCUCUCCGUGCUGAGCCAGCUUGCUGAGGCCUGAGCCCUCCUGGGGGCAGGCAGGGAGUCCGUCCAGUGAGGCUAGUCAGUCCUGGUCCGUCCUUUGCUGCAAACACCCCCAGGCUCUUCUCUGUAUCUGAGUCUAUAUCUAUUCCACAAAUAAGUGAUAAGUCUUUGUCUUUGAUUUAUUUCGCUUAGCACAAGACCCUCAAGGUUGGUCCAUGUUGUCACAAACCACAGACGACUCUGGCUGCUGAGUGGGGGGAUGGGUUGGAAGGUUGGGGGCCCACGUGGAUGUAGGGAGAACAUUGAAGGAGUUUCUCUAAUUGCCCAGGCACUCAGUGGUAUAAUUUAAAAGAUCAGUGGUAUAUCUGAAAAGGUAGGAGCUUGAAAAGUAGAUACAUUUAAUUCUGGUUGAAAUAGAUCCCAGGAAUACUUGGGGGAUAUAUAU
Molecule: messenger RNA, 1164 nt
Organism: Myotis brandtii (Brandt's bat)
Lineage: Eukaryota; Metazoa; Chordata; Mammalia; Chiroptera; Vespertilionidae
Product: gasdermin-C-like
Exons: 6
Coding region: 1-756 (251 amino acids)
Biological process (GO): pyroptotic inflammatory response; defense response to bacterium
Molecular function (GO): phosphatidylserine binding; phosphatidylinositol-4,5-bisphosphate binding; phosphatidylinositol-4-phosphate binding
Source: RefSeq, a predicted model, not a curated record